Molecule: messenger RNA, 1278 nt
Organism: Mya arenaria
Lineage: Eukaryota; Metazoa; Mollusca; Bivalvia; Myida; Myidae
Exons: 2
Coding region: 1-1278 (425 amino acids)
Molecular function (GO): nucleic acid binding; RNA-DNA hybrid ribonuclease activity
Source: RefSeq, a predicted model, not a curated record
AUGCCUUUUGGCGCUUACACCCAAAGCAUUGUUGAGGAGGCCGGGCUCAAAGAUGGCCAAGGGAAGUAUCCCCGCCUCUUCCUCGAGCAUGCAUGCAGGGGUACAGGGAAGGGCUCUCAGAGCUAUUCGAAGGGCUUUAUUUUGUAUAUUUUCCAAGAUCUCAUCAAGGCAAAAUAUGACAAGGGUAAACAUAGAGCGAUGCCUUUUGGCGCUUACACCCAAAGCAUUGUUGAGGAGGCCGGGCUCAAAGAUGUAAGUGUGGCAGACCUGAGGCCGUCUAAGGUUCCUCCGUGGACCCUCCAGGACCCUUCAGUUGACAUUUCUAUCUCUAAAAUAUUAACGAAAUCAGACUUGCCGCACCUUGUCAAAGCUGAAACUCUCUCUCAUAUUGAUCAAAAUUAUGCUGAGCAUUUAAAAAUUUACACAGAUGGAUCUAAAAACCCAGAAACCGGCAUAGUUGCAUGUGCCUUUUAUAUUCCAUCCAAAAAUAUCAAAAAUAUUAAAAGACUCAGCAACCAUCUCUCCAUAUUUUCGGCUGAACUUUUGGCAAUUAAAGAUGCACUGGACUGGGUUAUCAGUAACAAGCCCAUACAUACUGCUAUCCUCUCAGACUCACUAUCAUCAUUGCAGUCUAUACAAAACAGAGGUAGCAGCUCCAGACCUAAUUUGAUAAAAGACAUUUUGGAACAAAAUAAUAAGUGUCUGGAGAAAAACUUAAAGGUUACCAUGGUAUGGGUCCCAGCUCAUGUCGGCCUGAAGGGGAAUGAAGUGGUUGACGGGCUUGCAAAGGAGGGCCUCAGGCGUGUGAAGGUGAAUGAUCCGGUCCCUCUUGCACCCACAGAGGUCUAUUCACUAGCCCGCCAGCACGUCAUAAAUGAAUGGUGGUCGGUGAGGACACCUAAAACAUACAUUAAUACAUUUGAUAGGACCUCUGUGAGUCUCCAGCCUCCAAAUAAAUAUUCUAAUUUCUUUAGAAUUGAUAAAUGCAUAACGAGGCUGAGACUGGGCACAUCACUUCUCCCAGGAAGUGCUGGGAAAUAUAUUCUCAAAAGUGAUCCGAACUGUGCUCGGUGUGGAGUGACCUGUGACACUUCCCACAUUCUGUUACACUGUGACACUUACAGGGGCCAGAGGGCAGAACUUAGGGCAGCCCUAACUUUUUCUGGUUUGGAUUAUAAUAUAAACAAUAUUCUAAACCCCAGCAAGGCUGCCCAAAGGUCUGUCUUCAGGUCACUUGCCAAAUUCCUGGUUGACUGCCAGAUAACCGACAAAAUUUAG